Ictidomys tridecemlineatus (thirteen-lined ground squirrel) is the source of this 5754-nucleotide messenger RNA. The record is from RefSeq and is a predicted model, not a curated record. Lineage: Eukaryota; Metazoa; Chordata; Mammalia; Rodentia; Sciuridae.
UCCGGAACGUGAUGCAGAAGUAUCUCGAGGAGAGAAAUGAGAUAACCUUCGACAAGAUUUUCAAUCAGAGAAUCGGUUUCUUGCUAUUUAAAGAUUUUUGUUUGAAUGAAAUUAAUGAAGCUGUCCCUCAGGUGAAGUUUUAUGAAGAGAUCAAAGAGUACGAGAAGCUGGACAACGAGGAGGACCGCCUGUGCAGGAGCCGGCAGAUCUACGACACCUACGUCAUGAAGGAGCUGCUGUCCUGUUCCCACCCAUUCUCCAAGCAAGCUGUGGAACACGUACAGAGUCAUCUGUCCAGGAAACAAGUGACAUCGACACUCUUUCAGCCCUACAUAGAAGAGAUCUGCGAAAGUCUUCGAGGCGACAUUUUUCAAAAAUUUCUGGAAAGCGACAAAUUCACUAGAUUUUGUCAGUGGAAAAACGUAGAAUUAAAUAUUCAUGUGAACGGUGACGUCAUUGCAGAUGCAGGCUUCCUCUGGCGGUCACCGAGGAGGAGGGACGUGGUCCGGGCACAGCCCCUCCUGCCCACCCCACCCGGGGUCUCCGUGUACGCCAUGAAAUGCCUGGAUAAGAAGCGCAUCAAGAUGAAGCAAGGAGAGACGCUGGCCCUGAAUGAGCGGAUCAUGCUGUCCCUCGUCAGUACAGGAGACUGCCCUUUCAUCGUGUGCAUGACCUACGCCUUCCACACCCCGGAUAAGCUCUGCUUCAUCCUCGACCUCAUGAACGGAGGCGACCUGCACUAUCACCUUUCCCAGCACGGGGUGUUCUCUGAGAAGGAGAUGCGCUUCUACGCCACGGAAAUCAUCCUGGGGCUGGAGCACAUGCACAGCCGGUUCGUCGUGUACAGGGACCUGAAGCCUGCAAAUAUCCUCCUGGACGAACACGGACACGUGAGGAUAUCAGAUCUUGGUCUCGCCUGUGAUUUCUCAAAAAAGAAGCCUCAUGCGAGUGUGGGCACCCAUGGGUACAUGGCUCCCGAGGUGCUGCAGAAGGGGACAGCCUACGACAGCAGCGCAGACUGGUUCUCCCUGGGCUGCAUGCUCUUCAAACUCCUGAGAGGCCACAGCCCUUUCAGACAACAUAAAACCAAAGAUAAGCAUGAGAUAGACCGGAUGACCCUCACCAUGAACGUGGAGCUCCCGGACACCUUCUCCCCUGACCUCAAGUCCCUCCUGGAGGGCCUGCUGCAGCGGGAAGUGAGCCAGCGGCUGGGCUGUCGUGGAGGCGGUGCCCAGGAGGUGAAAGGACAUGGCUUCUUCAAGGGCAUCGACUGGCAGCACGUCUACCUGCAGAAGUACCCACCACCCCUCAUCCCUCCCCGGGGAGAGGUCAAUGCUGCGGAUGCCUUCGACAUUGGCUCUUUUGAUGAAGAGGACACCAAAGGUAUUAAGCUGCUGGACUGCGACCAGGAGCUCUACAGGAACUUCCCCUUGGUCAUCUCCGAGCGCUGGCAGCAGGAAGUCACAGAAACCGUCUACGAAGCCGUCAACGCAGACACGGACAAGGCGGAGGCCAGGAAGAGGGCCAAGAACAAGCAGCUGGGCCACGAGGAAGAUUACGCGCUGGGCAAGGACUGCCUCCUGCACGGCUACAUGCUGAAGCUGGGCAACCCGUUCCUCACGCAGUGGCAGCGCCGCUACUUCUACCUCUUUCCCAACAGACUCGAGUGGAGGGGAGAAGGCGAGUCCCGGCAAAAUCUACUGACCAUGGAACAAAUCCUCUCUGUGGAAGAAACUCAGAUUAAAGACAAAAAGUGCAUUUUGUUCAGAAUAAAAGGAGGGAAACAGUUUGUCCUGCAGUGUGAGAGCGACCCCGAGUUCGCGCAGUGGAAGAAGGAGCUGACUGAGACCUUCACCGAGGCCCAGCGGCUGCUGCGCCGCGCACCCAAGUUCCUCAACAGGCCUCGGGCCAGCCUGGUGGAGCUCUCCAAGCCCCCGCUGUGCCACAGAAGCAGCAAUGGCCUGUAGCUGCGAGAGCGGGAGAGACAAGGGCCUCCGGGAGGCCACGCCGGCUCUCCACGUGGGGCGGAGCCUGGGGUCCGUGCGGACGUGCCAGGCUGUGGCGGAGGUGUCGGGCGCUGGGACCUUUCAUCCGCCGCCAGGAGGCCCCAGGCGGGCGCCAGAUGCCCCCAAAGGGAGUUGGACCUCUCCAAGCGCGGCCGACCCUGCGCCACCAAGUGGUGCUGGCCCGCACUGGAGACUACUGAGGACACAAGCUCCUUUUCUUUGCUAGACAACUUAUUUUGGUACCUCCAAGCUGGAACUGAAACAUCCCUACUCGGCACUUACUUUUCAGUCUGAUGUCAGACAUCUCAGACUUCCCCGGGGGCCCUGGAGGUCCGCAGUCCUGGGGGCCAGGUGCCCUGCGGUGGCCGGGCUCUGCUGUCGGAGAUGCUGGCUCCAAUGUCCCAGGGCCGGGGUAGGGGGCUGUGGAGCGCGUUCCUUGCGCACUGGAGAACCGGCCCCAGACGCUCCUGCUCCAGGGGCCGCGGGCAGGCGGGGGUGGCAAAUGGGGUUCACUUGCCAGCCCCCCGAGGGUCCCUGGUGUUCCCAGGGAGAGUAGUGAGGUGUCAGACUGGGGACCAGGGCAGCAGUGGGACACCUCUGGGUGCCCAGGUCACAAGCACCCUGGCUACAGCUGGUUUGGAGUCCACCCUGAGCCCCUGUAGGACACCGUGGUUCUGGAACCUUCUGCCUGAUCCUGAGAAGUGGUCAGCCGUUAUGUGUAAGAGGAGGAAGGGAAUCCCGCUGCUUCACCUUGAGCGUAAUUUGAGGUGAUUUUUAUUUGAAAAAAUGCUGAGGAACAAGCAUGGGAGGUGGCUGUUUAGGGACUCUCUUGUCCCAUGGUGGUGGGUCCCUCUGCACUGGCCUCUCUGGGUUGGGGCCCACCGUCCAGCAGCAAAGACCCAGCAGCCUCCUCCCCAGUGUUUCGUCCCCACCCCUCCAUGCCUGUUGACCCCCAAUAAAUGCUGGUGACAGAACCAGCAAAGUCCCCCAGGCCACAAAGUCCUUUCCAAAGUCCACACAUUCGUCGGCUCCUGGGUAGUUUCACUGUAUGUCUUAACUUAAUUAUUAACAAUAUAAAUAACUUGUCGUCUUGACCUCUUGUAUCCUGUCCUUGAUAUUUUUAGUGGCUCCAAACCUUUGUUUUCACCUUUCUGUGCCACAGGCCCUGGGAAGGUCAGGGCGUCCUUCCACGAGGUCAUUUUGGGAGCUGAGUAGAUCACCUUCUGGAAGGUCUGCUGUGCGCCUGGGGGACCUGGGCCAGCAGUUUGGGGUUUUUAUCCACCUGGGCUCCGGGCGGGGGUUUCAGGUGGCACGGGUGGCUGUCUGCUGCUUGCAGGGCGGAGGAGGGCGCCACACACCCCACCGCCCUCCUUGAGAGGGUAGAAGAGCCCCGGAUUCUGUUUAAAAGGAGCACAUUCCACACUGCCAAAACGGGGCUCAGCUGUCGCCCUGAGGGGGAGGGCGUCCUCCCAGCCGGGUUGGCUGCAGCUGGCCUGGAUGCGGAGUUCCCAGGCCUAGCACCUCCUCCAGGCUAACGGGCCACCGCAGGAGGGGGCGCCCUGCCACUGUUAAGGCUGGGUUCAUCUUGUACAUGUCACACUGGGUGGCAUCCACGCCACAUGGUUCAGGAGGAUGGUGUGGCUUCCCCUGCUUGCUGUGAGACCUGCCAGUCUGCACCUCUUUCAGAAACAUGGUCUUGCUCUGGGUCUUUGCCUUUCAGAAAAGAAACGUGCUCUGGAAAGUACCCCAGAGCCCUUCCUGCCCCAGCACACCCUCACCCUCCCGGCUCCAUGCGGUCUGUGUGGACACAGGACGUGCACCCAGGGGUCCCAGUCCUGAAGGAGCAGCUCCAGCCGCUGUGAGCCGGUGGCGCAGGGUCCUGGAGCACUCCUCCUGAGGGUGCUGCUCUCCCCAGAUCAGGCACCCCAGGGCCUGCUGUCUUGGAAGUUUUGAGAGUGUAGAUGAAUUCCUAGAUAUUUGGUCCUUCCCACACUGGGACAAAAGUCAGCCCAGGUUUUCUCGUUACUUUAGAAAUUCAGAUAUCUAUAGUUGCAAUGUUUUGAACAUUGUCAAGGAAAACAAUCGAGGUUGCUAUUAUUUUUAUAAAAUUAUGCUAUAAUAAGCCUCGAUUUCAUAUUUCAAAAAAGAAUCAGUAGCAAAGCCUAAAAAUAACAGGUUGCUUUGAGCUGCUAUGUAACACGUACAGAAUAAAUUAGAAACUUUUGCUAUUCCAAGUUUAUUCUUAACUUACCACAUUCACGGGUACAUGUGUCCCCUCACGUCCUUGUGGCUCACUGUGUUUCCUUCUCAAUUGUGUUUAAGGAAGAUUUUUCAGCAAAACUUCUUGAAAUUGGUUUCUGUUUCCCCCAUGAAUACAAAGUACGCAGUCCCCUGUCAGUUCAUCAACACUAUAGUUUCAAAUUCUGUGCAUUCAAAGAAGGGGCCAGGCAGGCGCUGUGCACACGCUUGUCAUCCCAGCUGCUCAGGAGGCUGAGGCAGGAGGAUUGCGAGUUCAAGGACAGCCUCAGCAACUUAGUGAGGGCCUAACAACUCAGCGAGACCCUGUCUCUAAAUAAAAAAAUACAAAGGGCUGGGGACGGGGCUCAGUGGUAAAGCUCCCCUGGGUUCAAUCCCUGGUACCAAAAAAAAAGAAGGGGGCCCUGGGCAGGACGAGGCUCUCCCAGGAAGGAAGCACCCAGCUCAGGCAGGCCGCAAACAAGGCCUGUGGCCAAUUACCCAGAGUGAGCUUGGUGUGCAGUCUGACAGAUGCCACGUGGCUGUUGGAAGCAAUUGUGCUGAGGCCACCCGGCCAUGAAACAUGUUGUUGAUCAGUAGCUGACACUGCUACUAAAGAGCAAAGUGGGGCUCCCCCACCCCGAUUUUUUCGUCUCAGAAUCCGUAGCCGGGCCAGUUCAAUACAACAUUUGACACUUCUCAGUGGCAAUGAUUUUUCAAAUAAUUAUUUCAAAAUGUUAACAUGAUGGAAGAGAAAACACAAUUCUCUGAGCGUGGGCCUUUUGCCGUGAUGUAAAUCUACAGAAAUGCUCUGAGACGUGGUGGUGUCCGUCAGCCUCAUAGGGUUUACUCCUAGGAAUUCUGGGCUCAGUCACGUUCAGGGAAGCGUCUGUGUCCCUCCCAGACGCAGGAUGAAUCCAGUCGUCCUCGGGGCCUGUGGCAGGAGGAUUCUGUGGGGAGGAGGCCACAGAGGGAGGUGGGCCACCGACACCACGGAGCGCCAAGCGGGUGCCAGGUGGGUCCUCUUACAGAACACAACGGUCACUUCGUUUCGGAGGCUGGAGCUGCUAACUGCAGCAUGAGGCCACUUGCUGCCUAGCGGGACUUUCCGAGGACACCCACUUGCUGCCCUUGGCCCCAGACCCCGAGCAGCACCAGACGUCUCUGUCACCCCAACAUUCCAUGUGCAGUUUGCAGCCCUGGGCAGUGGGGACGUGGUGUCCCCAUCGCCGUGAUUGCAUUGGUCAGUUGGGGACGUCAUUACAGAUCCAGUGACGUUCUGGUCAACCCGGGGUCCGUUGGUGCCACACUCAUUUCCCUAUAAAGGGAUCUUUAGUAGUUUAAGUUUUCCUGGAGAUGGAGCGUGACUACCCCUUCUCACGGAAGGCCCACUUGCGAGCGCCAUGGCUUACAUUCAUGUUAUGGUGAAUUUUCUUAAUCCAGACCCCAUAUUUAAAAAAAAAAAAAGAUUUGCUCUAGAAAGAGUGAAAGUGAGACUUUAAAACGGGACUCC